This is a messenger RNA of Saccostrea echinata, 4890 nucleotides long. Its product is annotated as glutamine-dependent NAD(+) synthetase-like. The transcript is spliced from 19 exons. The record is from RefSeq and is a predicted model, not a curated record. Lineage: Eukaryota; Metazoa; Mollusca; Bivalvia; Ostreida; Ostreidae. Gene Ontology annotation, biological process: NAD+ biosynthetic process. Gene Ontology annotation, molecular function: NAD+ synthase (glutamine-hydrolyzing) activity; glutaminase activity; ATP binding. Gene Ontology annotation, cellular component: cytoplasm. The coding region runs from base 51 to 2705 and encodes 884 amino acids.
UGGAUAAAACUAUAUCUGUCUUACUUUCUUUGUGCAAAAAGAUUUAAACCAUGGGGAGGACAGCAACAUUAGCAACUAGUACUUUAAAUCAAUGGGCCAUGGAUUUUAAAGGAAAUCUUGCACGUAUAUCGGAAAGUAUCAAGAUUGCGAAGCAAAGAGGUGCAACUUAUCGUCUUGGCCCAGAAUUGGAAGUCACAGGCUAUGGAUGUGGGGACCAUUUCCUAGAAAGUGACACGUUUCUUCAUUCUUGGCAAGUAUUAGCAGAACUGAUAUCAAACCGGGACAAUAUGGACAUUAUGUGCGACAUUGGAAUGCCUGUUAUGCACAAGAAUGUCGCAUACAACUGCAGGGUGAUCUUUGUCAACAGAAAAAUUUUGCUGAUCCGCCCAAAGAUGACGCUGUGUAAUGAUGGAAACUAUAGAGAAACUCGGUGGUUCACAUCCUGGAAACGACACAAGUGUACCGAGGAAUACUUCCUACCACGAAUGAUCCAGGAAAUUACUGGACAGAAAACUGUGCCUAUAGGAGAUGCUGUUAUAUCAACUGUUGACACUUGUCUGGGGAGUGAAAUUUGUGAAGAACUUUGGUCUCCAGAUGGGCACCACAUUGACCUUAGUUUAGAUGGUGUAGAAAUAAUAGCCAAUGGCAGCGGAAGUCACCAUGAACUCAGGAAAGGUUAUGUCAGAGUUGACUUGAUCAAGUCAGCCACCAUGAAGUGUGGUGGGAUUUACAUAUUUGCCAAUCAGAUGGGUUGUGAUGGAGAGAGGAAUUAUUAUGAUGGCUGCUCUAUGAUUGCAAUCAAUGGAAGGAUCCUCUCACAGGGGCCACAGUUUGGUAUCCAGGAAGUGGUAGUUAAUACUGCUACUAUUGAUCUAGAGGAUGUAAGAAUGUACAGGAAUGCUAUUCGCAGUAGAUCCGAAAUGGCAUCCAAUGUCCAGUCAUUUCCUAGAGUUCACUGUGAUUUUGCCCUGUCUCAUCCAGACUUUUUCCAGCCUACCACUGACCCUAUUGAGUGGAAUUACCUCACUCCUGAGGAGGAGAUCAGCCUGGGUCCAGCCUGCUGGCUGUGGGAUUACUUGCGGAGAAGUGGACAAGGUGGAUAUUUCCUUCCACUAAGUGGAGGAAUUGACAGCUCCAGCACUGCCUGUAUAGUGGCUUCAAUGUGCCAUCUUGUGGUAGAAUCUGUGCAAAGAGGAGAUGAAAAUGUUCUGGCAGAUGUGAGGAGAAUAGUAGGAGAUGGGGCCUACACUCCAUCUGACCCCAGUGAACUAGCAGGCAAACUUUUCACUACUUGCUACAUGGGCACAGAAAAUAGUUCUGAAGAAACUAGGUCAAGAGCUGCAGAGUUAGCUGGUCAGAUUGGAAGUUUCCACCUGUCUAUCAGUAUUGAUGUUGCUGUGGCAGCUGUCCUAGGUGUGUUUACAGCAGCUCUGAAAUUGUUGCCAAAGUUCAAAGCCAAUGGAGGUAGCCUAAGAGAGAACCUGGCAUUACAGAAUGUCCAGGCUAGGCUUAGGAUGGUGUUAUCAUACCUCUUUGCCCAGCUCUGUCUGUGGGCCAGGGGAAGAUCUGGGGGACUCCUUGUCCUAGGGUCAGCGAAUGUGGACGAGGGUCUGCGGGGCUACAUGACAAAGUAUGACUGCUCCAGCGCUGACAUCAACCCAAUCGGAGGAAUUAGUAAAACAGACCUCCGUCGCUUCAUUCUCUACUGUUCACAACACUUUGGUUUUACUGCCCUUAAUAAGAUAUACCAUGCCCCUCCAACAGCGGAGUUAGAGCCCUUGCGAGAGGGUCAGUUAGCCCAGACAGAUGAGGAGGACAUGGGUAUGACAUAUGAGGAACUCUCCCUCUAUGGUCGUCUACGUAAACAAAACUGCUGCGGCCCAUACAGUAUGUUCUGUAAACUGGUUCAAGUGUGGAAAGAUAGGUGUUCUCCAGAGGAGGUGGCAGUAAAGGUGAAGCAUUUUUUCCGCUGUUAUUCCAUCAAUCGACACAAAAUGACAACACUGACUCCAUCAUAUCAUGCAGAAACCUACAGUCCUGAUGAUAAUCGCUAUGACCACAGACAAUUCUUGUACAAUGUAAAGUGGCCAUGGCAGUUUGAAUGUAUUGAUGAACAGGUUGAGAAGCUGAUGAUUCUGUAUGAGGAAACAAAGAGGACACAGAGAAGAAACAUGAACCCCUCACCUUCCAACUCAAAUCAGAACUCGACAACCCACGACAGGAACGUGUUCCAACCACCAGAUGAAGAACACAGCGCUACAGAUUAUGGUAUUGUUGUGGCCAGCCAGACCUUCAAGGGAGACAACAUGGAUUCUGAUGACACAGGGGAACGUUCCAAUGGCUACAAGUGGACAAUAGAAGAACCAGGUCAUCCUAUUAACUUCAGACCCAUGGCACAAUGUAGCAAUCCAACUAAAAUUGAAACCAAGGAUGCAGAGGGUGCUAUUUUACAAAGGGGAGCAACCUGCAAUGGUUAUGGAAUGGGAAAUGAGCAUAUCAAUCAGUCAUUGAAUGUUCCUUAUCUAAAAAUGAAGUCAAUGAAUCCACCACUCUCAAAUCAUGAGUUAUUCAAUAUGCAUAAUUCUGAGAAAAAUAGGUUUCUUUGGAAUAAUUUAGAUCCUUCAGUUAGUUGUAAACGUCAAUUUCAGCAUCAGACAGAGAGAGGGGUUCAGUCAAAAAGAUCUCGAAUUUUACUCACAGUCUAAAUGCAUAAUGGUUUUCUCCUCUGGAUUCUUGAAAUUAGAAGUUUUGUUUAUGAAGUUAAAAAAAAAAUUGGUUAUGAAGUUAAAAAAUUAAUACCCAUCUACAAUGCUGCCAUUUUCAUGAAUAUUCUUCUAAUUUUUUUAAUAAAUGAUUUACAUAUAGAUUCAAUUGAAUUCAUCAGUGAUUUAAAAAAUGCACAUGUGAGCAUUUUAAUUCACAUGAUCAGUUACAUUAUAAUUCUCUUCUUGUAAUGAAUUCCAAUCAUCUCAUUGAAAUCAGUCAGAUAUUUUUGUACUUGCAUUACAAGUAAUAAUCAGCUACAGUACUAUGUACAGACAUGCAUUAUAUUGUUAUUUUUUCAGAGAAAUUCAUUCCACUUUGAAAAAAAAAGAUAUUGUGUGUAGUUCAGCUGGCUAAGUCACAUAAGAAAUAGCUUAUCAAACUCUAUUUAUUACACAUUUACUCAGGUAUUUAUAAUUUAGGAUGUUUCAUGCAUUAAAAGUAACAAUCUAAUUCCUCAUGGAAUAAAUAAAGUCCAGUCAGGGUCAGUAGUGCAAGCUAUCAAGUCAUUUAGAAGCAUUCUGAAGCACUGUGAAUGGUCAUUUCUGAUUAUUAAACACUGUUUAUUGGAUCAUAUGUGUGCCUUUGAUAUGUGAUUUAUGUGUGUUUUGAUGUCAUUCUAAUGCAUGGUAGGGAAAAAAAGUAAAUUUACCAUAAUGAUUUGAUUAAAUUCUUGAAAUUUCUUGGGGCAACUAGUCUAUACAUGCUCUGUGACUGUUAUAAAUAUAUGUUAUGAAAUUAUGACUAUAAUGAAUUUUGUAGUGCUUAGCCAGAAAAAAGGUUAUAAAAAGUCAGUCACUCAUGAAUAAAUAAGUGCUGACUAGGUGACCAUGUUGAUUUACUAGUUGAUCUACAUGUAUGUAUGCUUUAUGUAUAUCAAGAUGUUAAUUUUAUGUGAAAGCUUAAUUAGUAGAAAUUGUCUAAAUGCCACGUUAAUGAUUUUGUUGAAUUUCAAAUAUAGUACAAUGUCAUGUACCUGACCAUUUUACAGCUAGUCUAUUUACUCAGUGAAUUGUGAAAUUUAAUUCCACGUAUCUUUAUAUCUGUGAAAGCAUUUUUGAAACAAUAUUAAUUUGUUUUAAAAAGCUAUAGUCAAAAGUUUGGUAGGUCUACCCACUUGGUUACUCUAGGUUAAGUUGACCAACAAUAUUCACAUCGCGCCUUAUUGCAGUUCUUACUGUCGGAUACUGUGUGGACACACAAUGUGAGUUAAUUAACCCACAUUUUUAUGAAUCAAUGUGAAUCAACUUUAAAGUGUGGAAUGCUUAGUAUCUAUGAAUGUAAUGUUUGUUUCAUCCUGAAAGAGCCAGGCUUACAUUUGGAAAUGAACAUAUUCCAACAUCUUUGCGAUUUUUUUCCUAUGUAAUCAAUUACUGAAAAAUUUCAUGUGCAAUCAGUUUCAUCGUCAUGUCCUAACAUAUUUGUUGAGGUACAAAAAACUUUAUUUCCUAUGUAGAUUGAUUGGUUACAAAGUCGGGUGUAAAUUUCCGUACACCUGACUUGAGCUGAGGGUAAAAAACGUGACGUCACAAUGCAUAGUUUCUCUAUGAUAAAAAGCAAAUAACAUGAUGUCAUGAUGCAUCGUAGGACAUAGUAAAUCUUAUCAAUAGCUUGAAAGACAGUUGAUUGGACUUGUUUACAAAAAUUUUAUUUGGGUACAUAGGAAAUAAAUUUGUUAUCCAGGUCCAAUCAAGGGUGUACGGGGAUUUACCCCGGGUUGUAUUCCAUACACCCUUCGGCCUUAGGGUGUAUGGAAUACAACCCGGGGUAAAUCCCCGUACACCCUUGAUUGGACCUGGAUAAUUAAUAUAAUAUUGUGAUUAUUGUCCAUUUGAAAUUAAUUUCAGUUAAAGGUUAGCUUUUCAAUUUUCAUUUGUACAUAUAAUUGUCUUUUGUAACCCAUGUACUAUUUAUACGAUUUUGAGAGAAACGAUGAAUUGAACUGGAAUUAACAACUUACAGUACAGGUGCAUUAUGUAUGUUAACAAUACUGAAAAUGCACAAUUAAACUCUCUAACUUAUUGCUCUUUACUACCGGUAAAUUUAGUGCAGAAAUAAUUGCUAAACAUUUCAUGCAUGCACUGGAUAUUUUCUCCUUUUUUUUUUAAAUAAAAGUAUCUAGUCAGA